AAGAAGUAACAAAUUCAGUUACCACGCCACACCGCCCCCAACGGAAAGAGAGAUUCCAGACGACGGAGCAUAGGGUUGUAGUUUUGUAGUUUUGAUAUAAUCCGGAGUAGAAAGUAAGAAAGACAGAGAAAGUAAGAAAGAGAGAGAAAGAGACAGUGUCUGUGAUGGCUGCUGCUAGUAGUGAGAAAGGUCCAGUGGAGCUGUGUAAGGGCAUCAAUGGCCUCGACAAGGUUGUUCUUCGGGAGGUUCGCGGCAGCUCUGCCGAGGUGUAUUUCUAUGGGGCCCAUUUAACUUCAUGGAAGAAUGAACAUGGAGAAGAAAUGCUCUUUGUCAGUAGUAAGGCCAUUUUCAAGCCUCCAAAAGCAAUUCGUGGAGGUAUCCCUAUAUGCUUUCCUCAGUUCUCAAACCUUGGACCUCUUGAGCAACAUGGAUUUGCUAGAAACAGGGUUUGGACUGCUGACAAGGAUCCUCCCCCAGUUCCACCAAACUCUAGGGCAUUUAUUGACUUGAUACUAAAGCCCUCUGAAGAUGACUUGAAAAUCUGGUCUCACAGGUUUGGUGGAUGCACAUUGAUUACUUUUUGGUUAACUUUUAUUUUUUCCGCACUUAGCUUUUCUGACCUGGUUUUUUCUAGUUAUGAAUUCCGAUUGAGGGUAACAUUGGGACCUGCUGGAGAUCUUAUGCUAACAUCUCGAAUAAGAAACACCAACACUGAUGGAAAGCCCUUCACCUUUACAUUUGCGUAUCACACCUACCUCUCUGUUUCAGACAUAUGUGAAGUUCGUGUUGAGGGGCUAGAAACACUGGAUUAUCUUGAUAACUUGCAGAAUAGGGAGCGGUUUACUGAACAAGGCGAUGCUAUUACUUUUGAAGGAGAAGUGGAUAAAAUAUAUCUUAGCACUCCAACAAAAAUUGCAAUCCUUGAUCAUGAAAAGAAAAGGACAUUUGUUAUUCGUAAGGAUGGACUUCCUGAUGCAGUGGUGUGGAAUCCUUGGGACAAGAAGGCAAAGGCAAUGGCCGACUUUGGGGAUGAUGAAUAUAAGCACAUGUUGUGUGUGGAAGCUGCUGCUGUGGAAAAAGCAAUCACUUUGAAACCCGGUGAGGAGUGGAGAGGAAGGCAGGAACUGUCUGUUGUUCCUUCAAGCUAUUGCAGCGGACAGCUUGAUCCUCAGAAAGUUCUUCAUGGCAGCUGAAACAUGUUUGUGCUGGCUUAUAUCAUGUACAGGUGCUCUGCUGCAAUUCAUGGUGGGAAUACAACUGCAAUCUCUGUUGAAAAUCUAUUGUUUUACAUUUCCCUUCAUAUGACAUCUUCUCUAUAUUGAAUAGAAGUUGGAUUUGAGUAGUGAAGACUGAAAUAAUAUUUGGUGUUAAGGAUUUUACCAUUCUGGUGCCAUGUCAGUUUAAUGAAGAUGCAUGGUCAAGAUGGCAACAGAUUAAUACAUUGCUCCUAUUUUUUUAGGAUAUAUCAUGGAUUAAGGGGCCUUAUCUUUCUAUACUUUCAAGGAUCAAUUCUAUAGAAAUUCUGAAUUCAUCUAAUAUGUUGAAACAUAUACAUGUAUAUACCAGAAAAUAUUUCAUUUGCCAUAUAUGUUCUGCAUUUGUUCA
Molecule: messenger RNA, 1605 nt
Organism: Ipomoea triloba (trilobed morning glory)
Lineage: Eukaryota; Viridiplantae; Streptophyta; Magnoliopsida; Solanales; Convolvulaceae
Product: putative glucose-6-phosphate 1-epimerase
Exons: 8
Coding region: 165-1193 (342 amino acids)
Biological process (GO): carbohydrate metabolic process
Molecular function (GO): carbohydrate binding; isomerase activity
Source: RefSeq, a predicted model, not a curated record